This is a messenger RNA of Hevea brasiliensis (rubber tree), 607 nucleotides long. RefSeq lists its product as uncharacterized. NCBI's taxonomy places the organism in Eukaryota, Viridiplantae, Streptophyta, Magnoliopsida, Malpighiales, Euphorbiaceae. The transcript has 2 exons. Bases 57 to 485 code for a protein of 142 amino acids. The record is from RefSeq and is a predicted model, not a curated record.
UCAAAACCACCCAAACAAACAAACCUAGAUAUCCACUGUAAUCAUAUUGCAGCAUCAUGAACAAAUGGUUUCUUUUCUUGUUCAUCAUUCUCUCCCUUCAGUUUCUGUUUGUGAUUGGAGAUGCAGGACAAAAAAUAGCCAACAACAGGCAAGAGAAGCCACCUUUUGCAAAGAUGGUUCUUGACACACUUACUACCUUGAAGAAAUCCCAUCAAACUUCUUGGGAAAAAAUUAAGGCCAUCGUCCAUCGCAUUCAGUUGCAGUUUUUUCCUCCAAAUUUAGAUUUUAGGGUUGCAGAUGAAGUGGAGAGUCAGGGUGGAGGAAAGAUGAAGGAGGCGGCCGGAAAAAGCUUUGAAGUUAGCAAAACGACAGCUAAGGAAUCUGCUAAAUCGGCAGCAAAUGUGGUGGGAGAAGCAGUGCAGAAGGUGAAGGAUAAAUUAUCUGAUGAGGAGGAGAAGAAGUCUCAUACUCAUGAAGAGCUUUAAACAAAUUUUGUUUUGGUUAAUUUCAGUCAAGGCAUGCUGUUACUUCUUGUUAACCUGUGCCAAUAUCUUUGUUUACAUCUUGUGAACUUGUACGUAAUUGGGCUUUUCUGGAACAUAUCAAC